Messenger RNA from Caenorhabditis remanei, 474 nucleotides. RefSeq lists its product as uncharacterized. Gene Ontology annotation, molecular function: transmembrane transporter activity. The record is from RefSeq and is a predicted model, not a curated record. Lineage: Eukaryota; Metazoa; Nematoda; Chromadorea; Rhabditida; Rhabditidae. Gene Ontology annotation, biological process: transmembrane transport. The coding region runs from base 1 to 474 and encodes 157 amino acids. Gene Ontology annotation, cellular component: lysosomal membrane. The transcript is spliced from 2 exons.
AUGCUCAUCGGACUCGGCUUCUUCCUCCUCUACCAGGUGUUCAUGUACCCGUGGAACCUCUACUCGGGACCGUUGGACUAUCUGCCUGAUGGUGAAGACACCGACGUGGCAGGAGGUUGCUAUCAAACUUAUGAGUGGUGUAAAUGGACAACGAGAGUUCCAUUACCCAUUUACUUGAUUUGUUUUAUUGUGUUCUUUGGAGUGGCUUUCCCAUUUGUGGAAUCGCCGUCCGCCGCACUUUAUUCAGAGAUUUUGGGACCAAGAAAACAGGGAAAUAUGCAAGGAUUGUUCUCAUUGGGAGGUAGUUUGGCACCUGUUAUUGGCUCAUUGAGCUCAACAGCCCUAUUCCAAGCCACCGGAUUCCGAUAUGUGAUGGUUUAUCAGGCAGGGAUUCUGGUGAUUGGAGCUGUGCUGGUGUUGGUUUUCUAUAAAAGAUUGGUGCCGUUGAGACUGAAGUCAAUUAAGAAAACUUAA